Messenger RNA from Asparagus officinalis (garden asparagus), 1228 nucleotides. RefSeq names its product Golgi SNAP receptor complex member 1-1. The coding region runs from base 198 to 860 and encodes 220 amino acids. Gene Ontology annotation, molecular function: SNAP receptor activity. Lineage: Eukaryota; Viridiplantae; Streptophyta; Magnoliopsida; Asparagales; Asparagaceae. Gene Ontology annotation, biological process: endoplasmic reticulum to Golgi vesicle-mediated transport; vesicle fusion. The record is from RefSeq and is a predicted model, not a curated record. Gene Ontology annotation, cellular component: Golgi membrane; Golgi medial cisterna; cis-Golgi network. The transcript has 5 exons.
UUUAUUCUUAGGCAAAAGCAUAAGCUCUCGUGCGGUCUCCUGAAGACGAAACUCAAAGCAAACCUCAGCCAUUGGCUCUCUCCCAGCCGACGAGAAGAGAAGGGGGAAAGAGAGAGAGAGAACGAAACAAGAUCUAGAGAGAGAAAGUAGAGAGAGAGAGAAAGAGGAGGAAGAGAGAGAUCACGAAAACGAAAGCCAUGGAAUUUCAAUCGACAACGUGGGACGCCCUGAGGAAACAAGCAAGGAAACUUGAAGCUCAGUUGGAUGAGCAGUUGAAUACGUAUCGUAGACUGGUUGCUACAAGAAGUGAUGGUUCAGAGAAUGACCUUGAACCUGCCAUCGAUAGACUACUGAAGCAACUUCAGCAAGUAAACUCCCAGAUGCAAGCUUGGGUAUCAUCAGGAGGCUCAGAAAUCCUUUCGCAUACCUUGAACCGGCACACAGAGAUUUUGCAAGAUCUUACACAGGAAUUUUACCGGCUUCGGUCAAGCCUUAAAGCUAAACAAGAACAUGCAUCACUCCUGGAUUUCAGAGAUUUUGACAGUGCCAGAAUGGACUUGGAAGAGGGUGGCAAUUAUGCUGACCAGGCUCUCCUAAGAGAGCAAGCAACUAUUAGUAGAAGCACUGGACAGAUGGAUAAUGUAAUUUCGCAUGCCCAAGCUACUCUAGGGGCACUUGUUAUGCAACGCUCAACAUUCAGCGGUAUCGGCUCUAAGCUAACCAAUGUUAGCAGUCGCCUUCCUACAGUGAAUCACAUUCUCUCGUCAAUCAGAAGAAAGAAAUCUAUGGAUACCAUAAUCCUCUCCCUUGUUGCCUCUGUUUGUACCUUUCUUAUUUUGAUUUAUUGGUUGACAAAGUAGGGUAAAGUUGAAGAAUGUCAGCUAUUGAACAAUCUACAAUUAGGGUUAUCUUCUGUAGAUACGAGUAUCUGUAUCUCUUUCGCUGCUGCUGCUGCUGCUGCUGCUGCUUGUUAGAGGAAGCUUGUGCAGUUAGUUUGAAAUCAAAGCUUUGCUAUUCUUUUGACAGUGAAAUAUAUAUUGUAUUUGUUUUUGAGUUCCUAUUUUGUUUGGUAACUUUCAUUUACCUCCUGUUGGAGGCUGUAUUAUCGAAAGGUAAACAUAAAGUUCCGUCUAUUAUUGGUUUGAAUCAUCUGGGAGAAUGAAAAAAAAAGGAGCCGGCUUGGAUUGGAUUAUUCUGAUAUAAAGGAUAAAAAAUGCACGAUUUUUGA